GGAUAAGUUUGACAGUAAUGCUAGAUGGGUAUGGAUAUGAUCGUUGGAGGAAGAAGGAAGUGAACAAGGUGAUUUAAUUUGAGAAUUGACUAGCGGCUAGAUAAGAGGUGGGUUAAGCGAGAAUAUUUGUUUGGAGAUAAUUUAUUUAAGAAAAUUUAAUUUAAAAUUCAAAUUUUAAUGAAAAUUACGUUCUUGGUUAAAAAUAGCUGAAUUGUGAUAUUUUCGUUCGUAGCCAUUAAUCGAGAAUUGAUUUUUAAAUUUUAUUUUUAUCAAUUUUGUAAUUUUCUAAAUACCACCCUUGUUCUAAAUAGUAUUUAUAACUACAGUGAAACCCAGUGGUUCCCGAUAUUUAGUGGAUCUAUUUUAGCACCGGUUAUUCUAGCAAGUUUUAGAAAUCCAUUAGGAAAAUGACCACGCCAGUGAAAAAAGUACCUAUUCAUCUACAAAGUUCCCAAAAUCGAUUGCUCAUUAAAAACGGAACCAUCGUCAACGAAGACGAAACCACCGAUGAAGAUAUCUACAUAGAAGACGGUAUCAUCAAACAAAUGGGCACGAAUCUUAUAAUACCCGGAGGAACGAGAGUUAUUGAUGCUAGAGGAAGGUACAUCUUACCAGGAGGUAUUGACCCUCACACCCAUUUCGAUUUCGAAUUUAUGGGUACCAAGACUGCGGAUUCUUUUUACAGCGGGACCAAGGCAGCUGUCGCUGGAGGAACCACGAUGAUAAUCGAUUUCGUAUUUCCGAAAAAAGGAGAAUCUCUACUGGACGCUUUUUACGAAUACCGUCAAAAAGCCGACGGUAAAGUUUGUUGCGAUUAUUCCCUUCACGUCGUCCUACCUCAUUGGUCCACACAAAUCAAACGCGAUAUGGAAAUCCUAACCAAAGAACAUGGUAUCAAUUCUUUUAAAAUGUUCAUGGCGUACGAUUUUAUGUUGAACGAUGCGGAAUUGUACAGCGCAUUCGAACAAUGUCAAAAUUUGGGCGCCGUUGCUCAGGUACACGCCGAAAACGGUUCCAUUAUUGCCAAGAACGCCGAAAGGUUGGUAGCUCAAGGUAUAGUCGGACCUGAAGGACACGAAUUAUCGCGACCGGAGGAAGUUGAAGCUGAAGCUGUUAAUAGGGCUUGUGUUAUAGCCAAACAGGUAAACUGUCCUUUGUACGUAGUGCAUGUUAUGAGUAAAUCGGCUACUAGAGCCUUAGAUUUUCAUAGAAUGUGUGGUGCCCGAGUGUAUGGUGAAACCUUAGUCGCUGCUUUAGGUACCGACGGUACCAAUUACAAACAUGAAUGUUUCCAUCACUCGGCUGGCCACGUACUUAGUCCUCCUCUCAGAUCAGACCCCAGCACGCCUAUGGCAUUAAUGAAUUAUUUAGCACAAGACGUCUUGCAAUUAACCGGAAGCGACAACUGUACAUUCAAUAAAUCUCAGAAAGAGAUGGGCAGAGGUGAUUUCAGAAAAAUACCGAACGGCGUGAACGGUGUGGAAGAUCGAAUGUCCGUUAUAUGGGAAAAAGGUGUGAACACCGGUAUUUUAACACCCUGUAGAUUCGUAGCUGUAACAAGUUCAAACGCCGCGAAAAUUUUCAAUUUGUAUCCUAGAAAAGGAUGCAUCGCGGUCGGAUCGGAUGCUGAUAUAGUCAUUUGGAACGGCAACGCCACGCGCACAAUUUCCGCUCAAACUCAUCGCCAAGCCGUCGAUUUUAAUAUAUUUGAAGGUAUGACGUGCCAUGGAGUUGCGGAAUACGUUAUAGUUAACGGUAGAGUUUGCUUGGACGAUGGUCAAUUACGGGUCGUCGAAGGGUACGGACGUUUCGUGGAAACUCCGGUUUUUCCUCCUUACGUUUACAAUCCUCAAGAACUUGACAGUAUCAAACCGAUAAGGGAACAUAUUAAUGAUGUAGAUUUAGCACCAAAAUUAAAUAAGAUCAAAUUAAUAGAUGAUCCAUGCCCUACACCAACUUUUCCAGACUCGUAUGUAUCUACUCCAACAAUGAGAGGUAUGCGACCAGAAGGUCAAAGAAACAUACAAGAAAGUACAUUUUCUCUUACCGAAGAACUAGAUCCAGAAAGAAAGAGUUCUAUACGAGUCAGAAAUCCUCCUGGUGGAAAAUCAUCGAAAUUCUGGUGAAAACCCAAUAAAAGCUUGGCUUCUGCAUCGGUUUUAUUUGCAAUAAGAUACCAAAGCUUAUUUUAAUAGUUAAUCGUUUCUUAACUGUUUGUUUAACUAAUUUAUUGAGUUAUUGAAUAUUAUUUAUAUACAAAUAUAUAUAUAAAAAGUGAAUCAAAACGUUAUGUUAUGGAUAUAAUGUUUUAAGGAAAAUUGUAUAAUUUGGUUUUAUAUUUAUUAUUCGGUUUAGUUUGUUAACCGUUCACAUUAUUUUACACCCAUCUGCUAACAAUAUUGUAAUUAACAAUGACAUCAUAACAAAUAUAGUUUGAUGAAAGAAAUAAAUAAAAA
Molecule: messenger RNA, 2456 nt
Organism: Diorhabda carinulata
Lineage: Eukaryota; Metazoa; Arthropoda; Insecta; Coleoptera; Chrysomelidae
Gene: CRMP
Product: dihydropyrimidinase
Exons: 8
Coding region: 408-2126 (572 amino acids)
Biological process (GO): pyrimidine nucleobase catabolic process
Cellular component (GO): cytoplasm; cytosol
Molecular function (GO): dihydropyrimidinase activity
Source: RefSeq, a predicted model, not a curated record